Telopea speciosissima is the source of this 2778-nucleotide messenger RNA. RefSeq lists its product as uncharacterized. The transcript has 6 exons. Bases 1 to 2778 code for a protein of 925 amino acids. Lineage: Eukaryota; Viridiplantae; Streptophyta; Magnoliopsida; Proteales; Proteaceae. The record is from RefSeq and is a predicted model, not a curated record. Gene Ontology annotation, molecular function: nucleic acid binding. Gene Ontology annotation, biological process: DNA integration.
AUGGCUGAUGCUAAGUCUUCUACCGGCAACUUUAACAUUCAGAUUACCAGUGUGAAGCUGAAUGGUGCUUCUAAUUAUCUACUUUGGUCUCAAGGCUUUGAGGUCUAUAUCACUGCUCGCCGGAAGAUGAAAUACCUUACCAUGGAACCUCUGCAAUCUACUGAUGACAAAUAUGAUGAUUGGAAGGGUGUUUGGGAAGAACUCAAGGAAAGCUACUCUCAAGAUACAAAUCUGUGCCGAAUUUAUGAUCUCUAUAAGAAAUUCUUCUCUUUUAAACAAGAUGGAAAAUCCCUUGGUGAGUAUUACAGUUCAUUAAAGGGGAUGUGGGAAGAACUUAAUGUAUACCAGCCUAUUUCUACUGAUGCUGCUGUAAUUAAGUCCCAACGAUCUGAAUUUUUGGUUGCCAAAUUUCUCUCUGGGUUAGACUCUGAUCUUCAAUCCAUCACAAGCCAAUUGUUGAUUGGAGAGAAGAUCCCCUCUAUGAAUGAAGCUUAUUGUCGGCUCCAGAGAGUUAUAUCCCCUUCAGUGGUGAAGUUUGAUUCAGCUCCUACCGACAAAGAUAAUUCUGCCCUUUUCACUUCUACUGGAGGGCGUGGCCGUGGUGGUGGUAGUACCUCUUCUCGCGAUCGUGGUUCUAAUUUUGGGCGUGGUCGUGGAGCUGGUUCUGGAGGUCGUGGGACUAUGUCUAACACUGCUAGUUCUGGUUCUGUUGAUGCUAGUUCUCGAUGGUGCACUCAUUGUAAUCGGUCUAAUCAUACUGUUGAUAAGUGUUGGCUCAAACAUGGCAAACCACAGUGGGCCCGUGAGCAAUUUACAAAUUCUGUCGUUUCUGAUGGAGGGGCUGAUUCUGUGCACUCUUCCGACACUGCCCCGGGAUCCUCUACUGAUGGUGGUAACUCUUCUAAUGAUUUAGUCUCUCAACUCUUACAACGAGUCCUGCAACUUGAGACUUCUUCUUCUACAUCUACAGCUGUCCUUGCCCACUCAGGUACUACUGCUUGCUUCGCGUCCUCAUCCUCCCCGUGGGUCAUUGACUCCGGAGCAUCUUCUCACAUGAUCGAUAAGCCUAAUUUGUUUUCAUCUUACACACAGCCUUCUAUGUCAUCUCGGAUCUCUAUUGCAGAUGGAUCCUCCAUACCAAUCAAUAGGAAAGUUUCCUUGUCUUCUGACAUAUCUUUAACUAAUGUUCUCCAUGUUCCCAAGCUUCCUCUUAAUCUUUUGUCUGAUCUUGCAACAAAGAUGAAGAUUGGUGGCGGGUAUGAGAAGGGAGGCCUCUAUUACUUUGAUUUGGGAACUACAUCCACUGCAGCGGUUGCUACUUCUCCUGGCUUUUAUAAUGAAAUUCGAGUUCAAUUUGGUGUUUCUUUAAAAACUUUGCGUACUGACAAUGCCCUUGAAUUAAUUCAGCGUGAGGCCUCUCAGUUUUGUUCUGACAAUGGCAUUCUUCACCAAACUUUUUGCUCUUAUACAUCUCAACAAAAUGGUGUGGCAGAGCGCAAAAAUCGCCAUUUAUUAGAUGUCACUCGUUCUUUGAUGUUUCAUAUGCAUGUUCCCAAACUCUAUUGGGCAAAUGCGGUGUUGAUAGCUUAUUUUCUGAUUAAUCGUAUGCCUUCAUCUAUUCUACAUAAUCAAAUUACUUUCAACAUAGUAUUUUCUGAUCGGGCUGUCUUCUCUCUUCCUCCUCGUGUUUUUGGUUGUCAUUGUUUUAUUCAUGUGCUUCGCCCAGGGCUUGAUAAGUUAUCUUCCUGGGCUGUUAAGUGUUUGUUUCUUGGAUAUUCUCGUACCCAGAAGGGGUAUCGAUGUUUUGACCCUGUUACUCACCAACAGUUUAUUUCUGCUGAUGUUACCUUUUUCGAGAGUUCCCCUUAUUUUGCUGGUUCCUCUGUUGAUGUUAAUCUUGAUGAAGUUGGUCGGGUUGCUGCCCCUGCUCCUCUUCCUCCUCUUCCUCUACCGAUAGCUGCCCCACCUGUACAGGUUUAUGUGCGCCGUCACCAACAGCAGUCGUUGCUCCCACUUCAACCUAUUGCGGCCACUCCUUUACCGCCACCAGCUGAUUCUUUGACUGUAGAUCCUCCUGUUGGUGUUGAUGAUCUCCCUAUUGCUCAGAGAAAAGGUACUCGUACUUGCACUACUCGUCCUCUUUAUCCUCUGGCAAAUUAUGUGUCUAUUUCUCAUCUUUCUCUUCAUUAUUGUGCUUUUGCUACUGCAUUACAUUCUACUUUUAUUCCCACUUUUUAUACCAUUGCUAUGUCUCACCCUAAGUGGAAAAAUGCUAUGGAUGUGGAGAUGGAGGCUCUCAUCUCUCGUAAGACUUGGUCUUUAGUUGAUCUCCCACCUGGUAAGGAUCUUGUUAAGUGUCAUUGGGUGUACACGGUGAGGUACAAUCCCGAUGGUACUGUGGAGCAGCACAAGGCCCGUUUGGUUGCCAAAGGACGACAGGGGUCUAAUGUGGUCAUCCUAGCAAUAUAUGUUGAUGAUAUUAUUAUUACCGGUAAUGAUGCUUCUGGGAUUGCCCAUUUUGGUGCUUCUGAUGACACAGACUUUAGUGAUCCACACCAGUAUCGAUGCCUGGUCGGUAGACUUAUCUAUCUUACAGUUACUCGUCUUGAUAUUUCUUUUGUUGUGGGUGUUAUCAGUCAGUUCAUGCAGACGCCUAAGCAAGUUCAUUGGGAGGCUGCUUGUCGUAUUUUACGUUACCUUAAGGGUGCUCCUGGCAAGGGCCUUGUCUAUCACCGUCAGGGACACACUAGCAUUGUUGGAUUUUCUGAUGCCGCGUAG